AGAGAGUGGGUAGCAACUGCCUUUGUCAGUCUCACUCCAAAGCUCACACCUUUUGCGAGAGCAGUGGCACCUCUUUCCUCCGCCCUCCUCUUUACUUCCUCUCGUUCUCAUCACAAUCUCAUCUCUUUUUCUCUCUCCGCUUGAUUCCUGCUCUGCAUAUUCUCAUCUGGGUCUCUCUUAUCUCCUCGAAAAACCCUCAAAGAUUCAAUCUUUUUGCCGUGCUUCAUUAGUAUAGCUAUACCCUCUGUUUCUGGGUUUUGUUGGGGGUUCUUUUUGAAUUAGAGAUGGCUGAUAUUAAACCAGAGGAGAUCACUCAUCCUCCCAUGGAUCAGCUCCAGGGAUUUGAGUAUUGUAUUGAUUCCAACCCAUCUUGGGGGGAAGCGAUUGCUUUGGGAUUUCAGCAUUAUAUUUUGGCCCUGGGAACUGCUGUGAUGAUCCCUACUCUUUUGAUUCAGGCAAUUGGGGGUACUGAUGAUGAUAAGGUGAGAGUGGUACAAACGUUGCUAUUUGUAACUGGAAUUAACACAUUGCUGCAAACUCUCUUCGGUACUCGGCUCCCUACUGUUAUAGGAGGUUCUUAUGCCUUCUUAGUUCCAAUCAUCUCCAUUGUACAUGAUCCUUCGAUAAUGAAUAAUCCAGACCCACAUGAGAGGUUUCUUCAAACGAUGAGAGCCAUACAAGGAGCCUUGAUAGUUUCUUCAAGCAUUCAGAUUAUUUUGGGAUAUAGCCAGUUGUGGGGUAUCUGCUCGAGGUUUUUUAGCCCGUUGGGGAUGGUUCCAGUGGUUGCGUUGGUGGGCUUUGGCCUUUUCGAUAGAGGAUUUCCUGUGGUCGGACGAUGUGUGGAGAUUGGUGUUCCCAUGCUCAUCCUAUUUAUUGCAGCCUCUCAGUACUUGAAAUAUAUACAUGCAAGGAGAGUGCCCUUAUUAGAGAGAUUUGCACUACUCAUAUCAAUCACUUUGAUUUGGACCUAUGCUCAUAUACUCACCGUUGGUGGAGCCUACAGAAACAGACCUGUACGUACUCAGCUCAACUGUCGCACUGACCGCGCCAACCUCAUUUCUUCUGCACCUUGGAUCAAAAUCCCCUACCCGUUACAAUGGGGUGCACCUACCUUUGAUGCUGGCCAUGCAUUUGGUAUGAUGGCUGCUGUGUUAGUAUCCUUGGUUGAGUCAACAGCGGCUUACAAAGCUGCAGCCCGGUUGGCAAGUGCAACUCCACCUCCUGCUCAUGUUCUUAGCCGAGGCAUUGGAUGGCAGGGAAUCGGCAUUCUUUUAGAUGGGCUUUUUGGCACAGGAACUGGUUCCACUGUCUCAGUGGAGAAUGUUGGUCUUCUUGGAUCCACAAGAGUUGGAAGCCGAAGGGUCAUACAAAUAUCAGCUGGUUUCAUGAUAUUUUUCUCCAUGUUGGGAAAAUUUGGAGCACUUUUCGCCUCGAUACCAUUCACAAUCUUUGCAGCAGUCUACUGUGUUCUGUUUGGACUUGUUGCGGCUGUAGGUUUAUCCUUCUUGCAGUUCACAAACAUGAACUCUAUGCGCAACCUCUUCAUUGUUGGUGUCUCCAUCUUUCUUGGAUUAUCCAUUCCUCAAUACUUCUUCAAUUACAGCACGACUGCCGGCCAUGGUCCUGCUCACACUAAGGCUGGAUGGUUCAAUGACUUCAUAAACACAGUAUUCUCCUCGUCUGCAACCGUUGCGUUGAUCGUGGCUGUGUUUCUCGACAACACUCUCGAGUUCAAGGAAGCAGCAAGAGAUAGAGGGAUGCCGUGGUGGGUGAGGUUCAGGACAUUUAAAGGAGAUAGUCGAAAUGAGGAGUUCUAUACACUCCCCUUCAACCUUAACCGGUUUUUCCCUCCGUCAUGAGCUCGAUUUUUUGGUAUUCUUGGUAAAGGUUUGAAUAGAAAUGGGGGAGGGAAAAGGGUUGAUGAGACUCAGAUUGUUGAGCAGAGAAAAAGGGGUUUAGUUAGUGUAGGUUGUUGCUGAAUUUGUUGUUGUGUAGUAUUUAUUCGAAUUGAUUGUUAUUUAUAUUAGACAAUAAUACCAGUUCUUUUUGGCUAUUAAA
This is a messenger RNA of Asparagus officinalis (garden asparagus), 2058 nucleotides long. RefSeq names its product nucleobase-ascorbate transporter 2. Gene Ontology annotation, cellular component: membrane. Gene Ontology annotation, molecular function: transmembrane transporter activity. Gene Ontology annotation, biological process: transmembrane transport. The transcript is spliced from 14 exons. NCBI's taxonomy places the organism in Eukaryota, Viridiplantae, Streptophyta, Magnoliopsida, Asparagales, Asparagaceae. The record is from RefSeq and is a predicted model, not a curated record. The coding region runs from base 285 to 1859 and encodes 524 amino acids.